Ustilago hordei is the source of this 1089-nucleotide messenger RNA. RefSeq lists its product as uncharacterized. The record is from RefSeq and is a predicted model, not a curated record. NCBI's taxonomy places the organism in Eukaryota, Fungi, Basidiomycota, Ustilaginomycetes, Ustilaginales, Ustilaginaceae. The coding region runs from base 1 to 1089 and encodes 362 amino acids. The transcript has a single exon.
AUGAAGCUAUCCGGGAUGUUCCGAAUCAGCUUUGUCGCAGCUAUCGUCACUGCGCUCAUCCUGCUUCCAAGCCGCAUCGCUGCCGGUGGCAGCAACGAGGCGAGUACCUCGACUCCACUUCAACGUUAUUAUACAGGACAGCCCGGGGCCGUAUUUAAUAUCAAUGAUUACAUCAAGAGCCUCAAUUACAGAAAUAUCAAUGAUUACAUCAAGAGCCUCGAUUACAGAAACAUCCAUAAAUUGCCAGAAAAGCCAGCUAAUACUUAUAGAAAAGUCCCCUUUUACGAAGGUACUCCCGCGUACUCCAUUGAAACUCCCAUUGAAACGGUCCGACAGGCCCUCCGAGACCAUGGCUCUGUUUCAAUUGUCGAUGCCCCCAAUGAAUACGCGAAACGGAUCGUACUGAACGAUGGCAAUAUCAAAAUCGAAAUGAUGCGAAAUGAAAAAUCGGCGCUGAUUAAUAUCUUCAAACAUCUGGAUCCUAAUCUGCAUCUCCUCCGGAAUAUGGUCCGAAGUAACAGCAUCAACGAGGAUCCUGGGGUAAACAUCGAUCACCUACCAGUUGUCAAUGGCAAGCCCAUGCUCUUCCAAGACUCUGCAACUCUCGGCCACAUGAUAACAGCUGCCCGCACCGAGCCGAAAAAGUUUUACUACGUCCCACAUGGAAGGGUCCCCAUAUUGAUCGACCCCAACAUAGACAAGCUGAUUGUGGACGAAGGUAGAAAUGUGGAGGAAGACCCUUACCGCGUUAUGGUCGGGUAUAAUAGCGCCAAGAACCAAUACGGCGAAUCAUUGGCAUCUAUAAUUUGGGGCAAGCCUAUCAAACCCAGUACUGAUAACCUACGAACUGCGAAAAUUUCACUAAAGGACUCUCCGCGGUUUAGACAUGACGGUCCGAGAGAUGCUAUGGCGAGAUCACUGAAAAACAGCAAACUCAUCCGCGUAUACAAAGAGAUCAAUGGAAAGGAAUAUGACUACAAGGUAAAGGUGCUGAAUCCUCUAGCCAAGAAAGGCGAAGCUUUAAGAUUCUCUGUUAAACCAGUCUCCACCUUAGAACGUUUACAGAUGUUUUUUCGAUUUACUCAUUGA